Messenger RNA from Beta vulgaris subsp. vulgaris (sugar beet), 2755 nucleotides. RefSeq names its product F-box protein CPR1-like. Bases 1119 to 2222 code for a protein of 367 amino acids. Gene Ontology annotation, molecular function: protein binding. NCBI's taxonomy places the organism in Eukaryota, Viridiplantae, Streptophyta, Magnoliopsida, Caryophyllales, Amaranthaceae. The transcript has 2 exons. The record is from RefSeq and is a predicted model, not a curated record.
CAAAUCUAGAAAUUAAAGUAUAAUGACAAAUAAUUUUUUCUGUCUUUUUCUACUACAACAAUGAGUUUGGGUAUGGUUUGUAAGAAAAAAAAAGGGUAGUUUAGCAUAGAGGAUAGUUAAACUAUAGUAGGGGAUAGGUAGAUCUUUAAAAAAAAGUAAACACAACUUUAUGAGGCAAUUUGAGUAAUUAAUGAUGUUAUUACAUAAAGUAAAUGCGAUGUUGUCAACUUAUAGUUGUUGUUUUUUUACCAAAAGUGAAAUGAUUCGAAUAGAUAAAACUACUCAAAAUCGUGAUUGUUGCAAUAGAAAAAAAAUGAGAAAUUAUAUAACAAUUAGCAAAAAAUUAAAUCUCAUUUCAUAGCAACAAAAAAUGAAUAAUGUUAACAAAAAAUUAGCAAAAAUAAAAUAAAUAAGAACCCAACGCAUUACCUUUAAAACUAGUAAGAGGUAAACUCAAAAGAAAAGUGGAUAACUACUAAAAACGAGUAGGAGGAUGACCUGCAAUUUUUUUUAGUGUUUAAAGACUUUCUUUUAAGCCAUACUUAAACCGUGACCGCGAGUAGGAACCCAAGCCCACAAGCAGUCUUGCGGUACAAAGGCUCUUAUUAAUGUACAUCCAAUUACAUGAUAGCACAAAUAAGCAAAAAGAUAUAUUGAGGGGAAAAGCGAGCUAACCAUAAGCAAAAAGAUAAUAGAAAAAUAUACACGCCUAAUAAGAUAGCUAUCUAAUACAACUCGACUCCGGCCAUAGCGACUCGGUUUUAGAAAAAAAAAAAAAAAAUUAGAUGGUGGUUUGCAUAACCUGGUAUCAUACCAUGAUAAAUUAGAGAGAGAAGAGAGAAUAAUCUGAUAUUAUUAUUGCUUGUUUUAUAUCAUAAAGAUUACAAUCCUUUAUAUAGAGAAACAUAACAUAAAUUUAACCUAACACAAGUUAACCUAAUGGGCUAUGGCCCAAUACUCCUAACAACUUCCUACGCCUGAUAGAAGCAGGAGAUGCUUAAAACUCCUAUAUAUGAUCCCAGAUUGCGGUACUCGAUCAUAAUUUUUCAGUUUCUUGAAUCAGAAUCACAUAAUUUUCUUUAGGUUCUAAUAUCUUGACUUGCCGUUCAAAUAUUGUAAUGGACGUGAUUAGGAAAGAAACGACUCAUGAUCUUCCUUCGCUUCAUUUCGACUUAAUCCAUAAGAUCUUGUUGUGGCUGCCCGCUACAUCUCUUGUUCGUCUCAAGUGUGUUUCCAAGUCAUGGUACCAUGUAAUCAAUAGUCCUGAUUUCAUCAAACUUAAUCUAAGCCAUUCCCUCAAAUCAAACUCUAAUAAGAGCCUCAUCCUAUAUGCACAUAAUUCUCUUUACAGUUUGUACUUCCAUGAUCUCUCUUGUCGUGUCACUGAACUUCCGUACCAUCAAGUAAUGGCGAACUUUGCUUCACCUCAACAACAUGAUUUCAAAGUGACAGGAUCAUGCAACGGCUUAAUUUGCUUCAGAUUUAGAGACAAUAACCUUGCUCUUUACAAUCCCGCCACUCGAGCCUGCAAGGUAUUACCUCAACUCAACUUCAAGAGAUUAUCCUCUGAGGCCGAGUUUUUCUAUGACUGUAUGUCCGAUGAUUAUAAGGUUUUGAGGUUUGCAGAAUUGCGGAACCCUAGGGAAACCUUCCUCUAUAGUUUGAAAAUCAAUGCAUGGGAGAGGAUCCUAGGUCCCCCUUGGGAUUGGCAUUGGAAAUCUGUUAAAUUCCCUGGUAUUUUGGUUAACAACACUUUGCACUGGAUGGAUCGUGAGCAUAAAGACAUAAAGUGUUUCGAUCUUUCCACUCGCAGGUAUUACGUGUUGCUCCUUCCCAAAAAAGUUAGUCCAACUUAUUUCCCUUUAUUGGCAGUUUUAAAAGGAGAAUUGUUCGUAGUAACAUAUUAUUUUGAUAUAUGGGUAAUGAAGGAGUAUGGUGUGGAAGAGUCUUGGACUCGGUUGUUUCGCUGCCCAUCUACGCAGUGGAACGAUAUAUAUAAGUCUGCAUCGUCUGGCUGUUUGAGUUGGGGUUGUGAAUUGAGUAUUGCUUGCUCAAAAGAUGGGUGCAAAAUCCUAGUAGGUUGUUUGAGAGGACCCCGAAACUUUAUUUGUUGUGAUCUACAAUCUCAAGAAGCUUCUGAGGUUGAAAUUCCAAGUUUAUUACCAAAACGGUUCUCUGCCAUACUACCAUGGGUCGAAUCUCUUAUCCCUCUAUCAAACUAAUUGAAGGGAGAUGAUUCUACUCGUGCUAUCUUGCUCAAAAGGUUGAACAAGAAGAGGAUCGGCUCUUCUAAAGUCAUGUGUCAUGAAGGUCGUGUUCGAGGUCACAUUCGUGUUAGUAGCCGAGGUCGUGUUUGUGGUCGAGUUCAAGUCGAAGUUCGUCGUUGUGUGGUAGCGUGUUCGUGGCAGUAGUUAAAUUUCAUGGCAAUAUGAAAUCAUUGAAGAAGUUGUGGCAUGAGAGUUUGAACCAAAGGAGAGUGUUGGAAAUAAUUCAAACGUUUGUUUCAUUGUUUUUAGGGAGUUAGUUUCCUAAGUCUAAGCUAAUGUCAAUAAGUUAAUUUUUUUUUUUUUGACGAGAAAUGUUACUUAGUAUGAUGUUAAUUUUUUUUUUUUGACGAGAAAUGUUACUUAGUAUGAUGUUACUAUUUAUAUCUUCUUUGUAUUGAAUUUUAUUAGAGUAUUGUUUUAUUUUUCCCACCAUUGCUUUGCUUUCUUAAUGUUUACUUCAACUAAAAUAUUAUAAAAUACUUCCUUCA